Molecule: messenger RNA, 1591 nt
Organism: Rosa rugosa (rugosa rose)
Lineage: Eukaryota; Viridiplantae; Streptophyta; Magnoliopsida; Rosales; Rosaceae
Product: RGG repeats nuclear RNA binding protein A
Exons: 7
Coding region: 238-1359 (373 amino acids)
Cellular component (GO): nucleus; cytoplasm
Molecular function (GO): RNA binding
Source: RefSeq, a predicted model, not a curated record
UCUCACUGCCGCAUCCAGUUUAGGGUUUUCAGUAGCCACCACACACUCUCUCCAAAAUUUCUCCUCUCUCUCUCUCUCUCUCUAGACUUCUUUCGCUCCCAAUCAAUCAAUCAAAAUCCUUUCUCAAUCUAAUUAGGGUUCCAUGGACUCCAUCAAUCUGUGAAGGGUUUCGUGGUUGCUUUUCGAAGUCGGUGAGUGUUUUUGGGCGGUGUCGGUUUUCGUCGGAGCUUUGAAGAAAUGGCAACCGCGAACCCUUUCGAUCUGUUGGGCGAUGACGACAACGAUGACGUAAGUCAACUCGCUGCUAAGGUGGUGGCUCCUGCCGCCGCCGCCCAGCCCAAGAAGGGUGCCCCGGCCCAAGCUGUUCAGCCGGCUAAGUCCGCCAAGCUCCCCUCCAAGCCUCUCCCUCCUGCUCAAGCUGUGAGGGAAGGUGGGCGUGGAGGUGGCCGUGGUGGCGGCCGAGGGUUUGGUGGUGAGGGCCGUGGAUAUGGUGAGGGCCGUGGGUAUGGUGGUCGUGGACGUGGUGGUGGAUAUAAUCGGGAUCGUGGCAGCGAUGAGAACACCAAUGGUUUCUCGGGUGGAGGGUACAGCAAACCCGAAGAGGGGGAUAGGGAUGUUUCUGAAAGGCGUGGUGGCUACGGGGCACCUCGUGGUUCCUUCCGUGGUGGACGCCGUGGUGGCUUUAGCAAUGGAGAGGAUGCAGAAGGGGAGCGUCCUCGGAGGACAUUUGACCGUCACAGUGGCACUGGACGUGGAGCUAACUUUAAACGUGAUGGAGCUGGUCGUGGGAAUUGGGGAACUCCCACUGAUGAAAUUGCUUCGGAGAUAGAGGCUGGCACUGAAGUUGAGAAGGAUGUUGGUGCUGAGAAGCAGUUGGGAGAGAAUGAGGCUGCUGAUGCCAGCAAGGAGAAUCCUGUGGAAGAGCCAGAAGAGAAGGAGCCUGAGGAAAAGGAGAUGACUCUGGAAGAGUAUGAGAAGGUUCUUGAAGAGAAGAGGAAGGCUCUGGCUGCACUUAAGACUGAGGAGAGAAAGGUUGACUUGGACAAAGAGUUGAAGUCUAUGCAGCAGCUCUCAAGCAAGAAGACAAAUGAUGAAAUUUUUAUCAAGCUGGGUUCUGAAAAGGAUAAACGCAAGGAAGCUGCUGAGAAGGAGGAGAGAGCCAAGAAGUCUGUUAGCAUAAAUGAAUUCCUGAAGCCUGCUGAAGGGGAGAACCAGAGGUUCUAUGGUGGUCGUAAUCGGGGCCGUGGAGGCCGUGGUUCAAGAGGCGGAAACAGUGGAGGACAUGGAGGUUACUCGAGCAAUGUGCAAGCACCGCCCAUUGCAGAUCCUGGCCACUUCCCAUCCCUUGGUGGCAAAUGAGAGCCCCGCUCAUCUCCUUCCAGCUCUUUUGUUAUUUGUCCAUUUGGGGAUUAAUGUGAUAUGAUUAGUGAGUGGCAGGCUAUCCACAGGAAUUAUUACUAUUUUUAUUUUUUUUUUAUCUUAAGAACUAUCUUUAUUAUCUGUGCUUUUUGAGUGUACAUUUUAUGUCAUGGACGAAUGGAUCAUGCAUCAGUUUUGAGUUGGAAUAGAGAAUCACUGCUUUUGAAAUCCA